Molecule: messenger RNA, 6436 nt
Organism: Fundulus heteroclitus (mummichog)
Lineage: Eukaryota; Metazoa; Chordata; Actinopteri; Cyprinodontiformes; Fundulidae
Gene: ric1
Product: RIC1 homolog, RAB6A GEF complex partner 1
Exons: 27
Coding region: 598-4890 (1430 amino acids)
Biological process (GO): intracellular protein transport; retrograde transport, endosome to Golgi
Cellular component (GO): Ric1-Rgp1 guanyl-nucleotide exchange factor complex; cytosol; Golgi membrane
Molecular function (GO): protein binding
Source: RefSeq, a predicted model, not a curated record
CUUGCCGCCAGAUGUCACCACCGAGCCGCUCUGCCGCCUGAGCGGCAUAUUUCACAUAACACAGAGCUGACGUCACGUGUCAACACCACGCAAAACUUGUCGGUCUCGCCCAAUCAGCGUUAAGUCGGAUAGACGCUUGUAAAGAUGGCGACGGUACGGCGCAGAGGAGUGAAAACUGGACUCGUAGCAGUGAACAAACACCUCUGGUCGAAGCUCCGAAAGAACUGAUAGCGGCACCGGGAGCCAAACCGAGUCGGUCCGCUGGAUGCUCGCACCUCACCGUUGGCGGCCGAGUCGGAGACGCCGCGGCUCUGUUUGCUGUUGUUCUCGGGAACUCCGGGUUCUCUCGGACCGCUCAUUAGCUCCAAGUUAGCCCGCGUAGCUUCACUGGCUGCUUGAAUCUACCUUGAUGGCAUCUGCGUACCGAUAGCCUCCGUCGUGCCGAAAGCUGGGAUCUUUCAAAGUUUUUAUCCUGACUAAAACUAAAAACAAAAACAAGCCAAACGGCCGCUAAUGAGUCGCCUGGAUUGAAAAAAAAACGUAUUCGAGGAGGAUCUCGGCACUGUUGGGAGUACAGAGGAGGGACUUUCAGCCGACAUGUAUUUUCUAACCGGCUGGCCCCGGAGGCUGCUUUGUCCGCUGAGGAGUGCUGAGGAGCCCUUUCACAUCCAGCCCAGCUCCCAGAGGCUGUACUUCGCCCUGCUGUCGGAGACGCAGCUCAGCGUCUGGUACUCUCGGCCCAGCGUUUUGAUUGUCAGCUACAUAGAAUCUGCGAAGGCAGCGGGCCAGUUCGGCUUUUACCAGAAAGCAGAAUGGAAACCAGACGACUCCAUGAUAGCCGUGGCGACUGCCAAUGGCUACAUCCUUCUGUUUGACGUAUUGGGUGCCGGGGAGGAAAAGUAUCUCUAUGAGCCUGUAUAUCCAAAAGGAAGCCCUCGUGUGAAGGUGACUCCUGGCUAUAAAGAGGAGCAAUGCGCCCCCGCUCUUUCUUUAGAGAUGAAGAAGCCUGUGGAUCUGGAGGCUCCUAUCACCAGUCUUCAGACUCUCCAGGAGGACUUACUGGUUUGCACCGCAGACGGAUAUCUCCAUGUACUGCACUGGGACGGGCUCGGCAGCAAUGGACGCAAGGCCAUCUGCCUCACUACAAUCCCCUUUUCAUUAGACCUGCAGUCCGCUCGAGGCGGUCCCUCUCUGGACUUGGAAGGAGUCUACAUCCGUUGCAUGGAGUACUGUUUGACCCUGGACGGCUUCGCUGUAGUUCUCAGUGAUGGGCGCCUGGGCUUUAUCACACCGCUGAGCAGCUCAAUCACUGCAGAUCAGCUGCAGGGAGUCUGGGCAGCAGACGUGACGGACGGCACCUGCGUGGCUGUCAACAACAAGUACAGACUGAUGACUUUUGGCUGCGCCAGCGGUUCAGUGUUUGUCUAUAUGAUCGACACCACGACAGGAUCGAUGCAGCUGUCCCACAAACUGGAGCUCACACCAAAACACUAUCCAGACAUCUACAACAAGACCGGCGCCGUCACGGCGAUCUGCUGGUCACCUGACUACAGCGUUAUCAUGGUAACGUGGGAGUGUGGCGGCCUGUCGCUGUGGAGCGUCUUUGGGGCGCAUCUCAUCUGCACUCUGGGAGAGGACUUUGCGCAUCAUUCAGACGGCACCAAGAAGGACCCCCUUAAAAUAAGCUCUAUGAGCUGGGGAGCAGAGGGCUACCACCUGUGGGUGAUCCCGAGCAGACAGGAGAGGCGGAGACAGGAGGACGGGGAGGAGGAGGAGGACGUGGAGAUGGUUUCUCCUCCUCACCCGUCUCUGCAGGCUGGGAUCCUGCAGUUCCACUUCAUCAAGAGUGCCCUCACAGUCAACCCCUGCACGAGUAACCAGGAGCAGGUGCUGCUCCACGGUGAAGACCGCCUCUACCUGACCUGUGGCGACCCCACUCAAAUCCACAGCACCCCCGAUGCACACAGCAACCUGCAUCCACGGGACGGCAGCCCGCUGCACCACCCGCCCAAUCCGGACUCCUCUCUUUCUCAGGGACUCAGCACUUUACUCGGACACAAGCACUGGCAUGUGGUCCAGAUUCACGGCACAUACCUAGAGAGCAACUGGCCAAUACGGUUUGCAGCCAUAGACACAGCAGGACAGUGCAUGGCUGUCGCAGGCAGGCGGGGCUUUGCGCACUACUCCUUAUUCACGAGGAAAUGGAAGCUGUUUGGGAACAUCACUCAGGAGCAGAGCAUGACUGUGACAGGAGGUCUUGCCUGGUGGAAAGACUUUGUUGUGGUGGCGUGCUACAAUUUUACAGACCAACAAGAGCAGCUGAGGCUCUAUCAGCGCUCGUCCAAUCUGGACAACGCCUUCGCCUCGGUCACCAGGCUGCACUCAGACACGCUGCUCCUCAACGUCUUCAGAGACAUGGUCAUCCUGUUCAGAGCCGACUGCUCCAUCUGUCUCUAUAGUAUAGAGAAGAGAAACGACGGUCCAACGCCAUCUGUUAGCGUGGAGCUGCUGCAGGAGGUGUCCAUGUCUCGCUACAUCCCUCACCCGGCCCUCGUGGUCUCCGUCACGCUCACGUCGGUGCGCACAGAGACCGGCAUCUCUUUGAAAGCACCGCAGCAGGCCUGCAUGGCGGAGAGCAUCAUGUUGAACCUGGCCGGCCAGCUGAUCAUGCUGCAGAGGGACCGAUCGGGACCGCAGCUCCCGUUCUGUCCCCCGGUCGUGCUGGCGCAGUGCGUGGAGAACGUGUGGACGACGUGUCGGUCCAACAAGAAGAAGCGCCACCUGCUGGAGGCCCUGUGGCUGUCCUGCGGAGAGGCGGGAAUGAAGGUGUGGCUGCCGCUGUUCCCCAGGGACCACCGCAAGCCGCACUCCUUCCUCUCCCGACGCAUAAUGCUGCCCUUCCACAUCAACAUCUACCCGCUGGCCGUGCUGUUCGAGGACGCCCUGGUGCUGGGAGCGACCAACGAGACCGUGCUGUACGACGGGCUGCAGGGACCCUCCGAGCCACUGGAGGCGCUGUUUCCUUACUGCACAGUGGAGAGGACCUCCCAGAUCUACCUCCACCACAUCCUGAGGCAGCUGCUGGUUCGCAACCUGGGCGAACAGGCUUUGAUGCUGGCUCAGUCGUGCGCCUCCCUCCCCUACUUCCCUCAUGUCCUGGAGCUGAUGGUUCACGUGGUGCUGGAGGAGGAGGCGACCUCGCGGGAGCCCAUUCCCGACCCGCUGCUCCCCACCGUGGCCAAGUUCAUCACGGAGUUCCCCCUCUUCCUCCAGACCAUCGUCCACUGCGCCCGCAAGACGGAGUACGCUCUGUGGAACUACCUGUUCGCCGCCGUGGGAAACCCCAAAGACCUGUUUGAGGAGUGCCUCAUGGCUCAGGACCUGGACACGGCCGCCUCCUAUCUGAUCAUCCUGCAGAACAUGGAGGUUCCUGCGGUGAGCCGGCAGCACGCCACUCUUCUCUUCAACACGGCUCUCGAGCAGGGCAAGUGGGACCUUUGCCGGCACAUGAUCCGAUUCCUCAAGGCCAUUGGCUCUGGCGAGAUGGAGUCUCCGCCCCCAACGCCAUCGACUCAGGAACCCAGCUCUACGGGCGGCUUCGAGUUCUUCAGGAACCGCAGCAUCAGCCUGUCUCAGUCUGCCGACUCCAUCGCGACGGGAAAGUUCAACCUGCAGAAGACCUUCAGCAUGCCCAGCGGAGCCUCCGCCAAAGGGCGGGAGGCGGAGUGUCCGGAGAACAUGUACAUCGACAUGAUGCUGUGGCGCCACGCCCGCCACCUCCUGGAGCAGGUGCGCCUGCGCGACCUCGGCUGCUUCUCGGCCCAGCUGGGCUUCGAGCUCAUCGGCUGGUUGUGCCGGGAGAGAAACCGCGUGGCCCGGGUCGAGGACUUCGUCUCGGCCCUGAAGAAGCUCCACAAGGAUUUCCUCUGGCCCUUCCCCGUCAUUCCCGUGGGGAGCCUCAGCUCGCCUCUGAAGAACGGACGCUGCCGCAGCGUGCUGAGCACGCAGCUGCUGAAGUCGCGGUCUGCAGACAGCCUGCUGAACAGCGACAUGGAUACGGCGCCGCCUCCGACGGCCGCCGCUAACCUGGCCUGGAUGGACGGGCUCGGGCAAAACGCCAAAGACGCGGACACGGCAUCGUCGGCUCACUCCGACCGAAACUCCCCGCAGACGCACGACGCCUUCCUGUCGCUGCUCACCAACAAAGUGGAGGAGUACAGCGUGGGCUCGGCCACAGACCUCACAGAGACCAGCUCGGUGGUGGACGGAGACUGGACCAUGGUGGACGAGAACUUCUCCACUCUGAGCUUGAGUCAAGCCGAGUUGGAGCACAUCUCCAUGGAGCUGGCCAACAAGGGUCCGCACAAGUCGCAGGUGCAGCUCAGGUACCUCCUCCACGUGUUCAUGGAGGCGGGCUGCUUGGAGUGGUGCGUCGUGAUCGGUCUGAUCUUGCGGGACGCUAACGUGAUCAAGCAGGUGAUCAGCUUCCUGGACAGCCCCGAGGUUCCUGCAGAGACGUCGCAGAGCGUCCGCAACGGCUUAUUGGCCGUCGACGCCUGGGCCUCCGCCGACUGCCUGGGAUACAAACCUUUUCUCAACCUGAUCCAGCCACAGCUGCAGCAGCUGCUCCAGUCGACGUCGGAGCAGGUGCAGCCCGAGGCCUUCCAGCCCGCCAGCCAGAGCUGCAAGCUCGCCGCCUCCGAGGGCCCGGGGGGAGCCGCCGCGCCUCGGCCCGACGACGGCAGAGGGCCGCCGGCCCCGCUCGGCCUGGCGCUGCCCUCGCUCGAACCCGCCGGCGCCUUCUCCCGGCCUCCGCCCGAAGACCCCCCGCCGGAGCAGACGGAGGAGCAGGGGGAGGAGGAGGGCACCUACGACUGCGCCUUGUCCUGAACGCCGGGACCAGUGGUGGACCUUCAGCCCGUCAGGUUGGGACAGGAGAGGAGCGGCUGACUGGAACUAGACUUUGUCUUGUUUGUAUGAGCUCAGAAGGCUUCCCCCUUCACCUCAGUCAGUAUUACAUAAACCUUUAAAUCCGCCCUCUGUCCACGGCCGACUCCGACGCUCUCUAACAUUUCACCAAAAUGUGCUGCUUGGAGAAAGGUCACCUGUCUCUCUGUGUAUUAUGUUUUUUUUUUUAACUCCUCCUGGAGGCGUUGGGAAGCUGCAGAGCGGCACAGGCAGGCGGCGGGCGUUUUGUUUUGUCCCAAUAAAUGCAAAGAGCUCGAUCGUCGUCGCUCAGCAGAGCUUUGCUCACAAACCAUGAGGCGUGUCUGCAGCUGGCGCGCUUCCAUACCUCAUCGUUUUAGGGUGUUUUUUUUGAUACCUUUUUUUUUUUAAAUGACGUAACCGGACAAACUAGAUUAUUUUUCUACUGCGAUAUUCCCCCCGUGAAGAAGCCGUGGUUCUGAUGUCUAGGGUCGUCUCAGAAGGGAAUCAGCUGCACGCGAUGCGGCUGUCGUAAGGUACCAGAACCCCAGACCUUCCCCGGCUGCUUUCUCCCCUCAGACCCUUAAACCAAGCAAACGGGGCGUAAAGCAGAACCCAGACCAACCUUUAAACCUGGUUUUUCCGGUACAAAAACCACUCACUAAUGUGCUCUUAUAGCUGCUCUGAUUUAUUGUCCCCCCCCCUCCCCUCCAUCUCGCUCCUCUGCAGUGUUAGCAGUGAGUUUAAAUGGAGCUGAUCUCGUUCACCAUCUUCCAUCCGACCCGACGUUCCCUCAUCCCUGUGUUCAUCACGUAUUAACGUAGACGGGCGGCCUGAUUUUAUCGUAUUAGUCCUCGUUAUCGCUGUUAUUUAUUGGCAUUCUAGCUGAGCGGAGGUUUGUUUUUAUGACUGAGAAUGAGCUUAAAUAAUCGGACUGUUCAACCACAGGCACUAAAGGGGUUCUCGUCAGUAUUAUGAUGUGCAAUGCGUCGGAAAUGUUACUUAAGCUUUAUGUUUUUAGGUUUUCUUUCUCCUCCGCUGAAAUCGUCGCCUCGUCUGGAUCCCCCGUCUCCUACGGGGGGGGAAAAAAAUAAAAGGGUCGGUGCGAUUUGAAUUCAGGUCCAGCGGGUCUCACGCUCACGCUGCGACCUUCAUUACACUUGAAAACAGUAAGUCGAUGAACCAAAGACGUCCAGAGGCCUUGUGUUGAAACCCCAGACAGACAAAACGUAACCAACACCACUUCUAAACUGACGGCGACCGAAUCAGACGGUUCCCUAAGGAAAUGAAUAUUGUAUUUUGGGUUUAUUUUCCUCCUGUGCAGGGUGAUUAUUUGGGGAGGGGGGGUACAGUCAGGCGUGACUCCCUCCUUGCUGUGUACAGUUUAAAAGUAUUGUCUGUCAGCAGGCAUCCUGAAUGCAGUGUAAAAAAAAGGACUCUUGUACAUUUUGUCUUUUCUACUCAUUGUUCCUUUUUCUACUUCAUUUUUUUCUCCCCCCCCUGUGUACAU